Molecule: messenger RNA, 1809 nt
Organism: Sporisorium graminicola
Lineage: Eukaryota; Fungi; Basidiomycota; Ustilaginomycetes; Ustilaginales; Ustilaginaceae
Exons: 2
Coding region: 1-1809 (602 amino acids)
Source: RefSeq, a predicted model, not a curated record
AUGGUCAUUGAAAUUGGCCAGAAAGAGAUCGAGAUCCAGCCUGGAUAUGUCGGCAACUUGACGCCGGACCAGGAAGAGAAGCUGCAAGAGCUCUGGCUCAAGUUCUUUGAAGUUUGCGAAAACGCCUCGGAAGAUGACGACGGCAACGCGCAGUCCAAAGGCAAGGGUGGCGACCUCGGCGGCUGGGACGAAAAAAAGUCUGGGCCAGACGGCGCGGGUAUCCCCAAGGACGACAAGGCCAAGGACGAGCUCAAGGCUCGCGAGGAGCAGGCAGCUCUCGACGAGCUGCUGCAAUCCUACGGGCCCUCGGCGCUACGCAACACCUUCUGGAAGUUUGUCAAGAUGGACAAUCCCGACACGGAUGUCUUGCGUUUCCUGCGUGCCCGCAAGUGGGACGUCUCGCGUGCCUUUGCCAUGAUGGCUGGCUGCAUGAAAUGGCGUCUGGACAACAACGUCGAGGAGCUCGCCGAGAACGGCGACCUUGGCAACGCGAGUAUCGAGAAGUUCCUUGACCAGCAGCGCAGCGGCAAGACCUACGCCAUGGGUACCACGGACAACGAGCAGCCAAUCUGCUACAUCCACGUCAAAAAGCACCUGACGUGGGGACAGCCCGGCGCAUCCAUGUCCAAGUACGUCAUCUACGCCAUGGAGUCGUUCCGUCUGCUGAUGCAGCCGCCCAACGACAAGGUGGUGCUGCUGUUUGACCUGACCGGGUUCGGUCUGAGGAACAUGGACUGGAACUGCAUCUUGUUCAUCGUCAAGUGUCUCGAAGCGUACUAUCCCGAGUCGCUCGGCACGCUGUACAUCCACAAUGCGCCGUGGAUCUUCUCGGGGAUCUGGAAGCUGCUCGGACCCAUGCUCGACCCCGUCGUGCGCAGCAAGGUCAAGUUCAGCAAGAAGCCCGAGGACCUGGACAUCGUGCCCAAGGAGCGCCUGCUCUCCAACAUGGGAGGCGACAACAUCAACGAGUUCGAAUUCGUCGAGCCCGAAGAGGGCGAGAACGAACAGACCAAGGACGAGGAGGGCAAGAAACGCACCUGGGACAACUACAUGUCGAUCGCCAAGGAGUACGAGCAGGUGACGCGCAAGUGGUGCGAGACCAAGGGCAAGGACAAGGACGUGGUCAACCAGCGAGAACUGUUGGUCAAGAAGCUGCGUGUAGCGCAGUACGAGCACGAGCCGUACUUCCGCGGCAAGACGGUCUACCACCGUGACGGUACGAUCGAUGGCCAGGGUAUCGUGACGUGGAACUACAAGCAGAAGGACGGCGAGACCAUCCGCCACGUUGUCGGUCGCAGGGCCUGCGUUGCCACUCUCAAGAAAGAGAUCGCCGAGAUCGAGGGGGGCGCGGAUCCGGAAGAGGUCGAGAAGCGCAUCGGUGCCAACGCGGAUAAGGAAGGUGGUAAGGAAAAUGGCGCGGCUGCCGGUGGUGCUGCUGGUGCUGCUGCUGCUGGUGGAGCCUCUGCUGCCGCCGCUACUGCCGGUGAUGACGACGGCAACGAUGCUUUCCACGAGGCACCUGUUGCCUCAAACGCAGCAACAAAGGAGGCCAUCGAUGUCAACACGGACAAAGUCAUCUCGCAUGACGAAGAAGCCGCCAAGGAGGCUGGACCCGUUUCCAGCGGCAACGGUCACGCCAAUGGAAACGGAAACGGCGCGGCUAUCGGAACCUACUCUGAAAAGAAGGCUGCCACCGACUACAAGACCGAAGACGCCUCGGACCGCCGAAGCCUCAACAAGAGUGGCAGCGUCAAGUCGAUCAAGAACUCGGGCUUCGCCAAGCUCAAGUCGGUUCUCAACAAGGCCUGA